CGAACCCGACGCUAAAAUGCCCUACCCGCGGAUAUCAAGCCUUCUCCUGCUCUUGGCCGCCGCCCUGUGCACCACUUCGGUGCUGGGCGCCGGCCCAUGCACGACCAACGUGACUGCCAAGGCCGGCGACUCGUGUGGCACCCUGGCGGACCAGUACGGGAUCGACAUUGACCAGUUCAAGGCGCUCAACCCGGACCUGGUCAGCUGCGUCCUCACGGCGGGGAACAAAUACUGCGUCAGCGACAAGGCCGGCGGCGCGCCCGCGCCGGCCUCCCCCACGGCGACCGCCACCGCCACCGUGGCGCCGCCCAAGAGCAGCAGCAGCUCGGCGGCGGCCCCGCCGCCGCCCAAGAGCAGCAGCACGGCGGCCCCGCCACCACCGCCCAAGAGCAGCAGCAGCGCCAGCGCGCCGCCGGCGGCGGCGUCGACACUGGUGCCGAGCCCCGACGGCAGCGAGGGCGUCUGCGGCGGCAAGUACACGUGCCUGGGCUCCGUGUACGGCGAAUGCUGCUCGGCCAACGGCUUCUGCGGCAGCACGACCGAAUACUGCGGCGAUGGGUGCAACCCGGCGUUCGGGACCUGCGGCGGCGGCGAGCCGGCCUGCGAGGCUGCCGAGACCGAGACCGUCACCCUCCUCACCGUCUCCACCGCCACCGUCACCGCCGUCAAGACCGCCCCCGCCGCUUCCGCCCGGACCGUCACCGUCACCGUGACCGGCGCCGCCAGGACCGUCACCGCUCCGGCCAGGACCGUCACCGCCCCGGCACGGACCGUGACCGUUACGGCCGCCGCGGCCAAUGCCCCGUCGACUGCUGCGCCGGCGAGGCCGAGGCCGACUAUCUACGGCACCAAUAGCAGAUGCCAAACCUAUUACCAGUUCAAGGCAACAGACACGUGUCUGCGGGUCGUCCUCCGAUAUGGCAUCUCACUUGACACGUUGUACGAGUGGAACCCGAAUCUUGACUGUGACGACCCGGAAUCCGAGGCUGGAUACUAUAUCUGUGUCGACGCGUAG
Molecule: messenger RNA, 1015 nt
Organism: Phialemonium atrogriseum
Lineage: Eukaryota; Fungi; Ascomycota; Sordariomycetes; Cephalothecales; Cephalothecaceae
Exons: 3
Coding region: 17-1015 (332 amino acids)
Molecular function (GO): chitin binding
Source: RefSeq, a predicted model, not a curated record